Triticum dicoccoides is the source of this 1810-nucleotide messenger RNA. RefSeq names its product wall-associated receptor kinase 3-like. Bases 84 to 1520 code for a protein of 478 amino acids. Lineage: Eukaryota; Viridiplantae; Streptophyta; Magnoliopsida; Poales; Poaceae. The transcript has 3 exons. Gene Ontology annotation, molecular function: polysaccharide binding. The record is from RefSeq and is a predicted model, not a curated record.
GCCAAACCAAAAGCCGAAGCCCAUCACCAGCUCCAACAUCAACACCAACACAAGACAGACCAGCCUACUGGUGCAGCGCAACGAUGAGCACGAUACUCAGCGCCAUUUCUUUUGUGCUGAUGUUCAUGGCAGCUUGGCCACAAGCAUCGGCCGCAGUGUCUGGACCCGCCGGAGGGAUCCUGCAGAUCCCAUCUAAUCGCUCCUUGGCUCACUGCAUCACAAGGUGCGGGGACAUUGACUUCUCCUAUCCCUUUGGUAUAGGGUCCGGCUGCUUUCGUCAAGGCUUCGAUCUCACCUGCAACCACUCAACCAAGCAUCCCAAGCUCUUUUUAGGCAGAAGCACUGUCCAGGUCACUAACAUCGACUCCAGCUAUGGCAUAGUUUUGACCCCUAUAAUCUUCAAGCUUGCAACAAGGCCAGGUACAAAUACCUACAACAUGACAUGGGAGGCCCCUGCUAAAGGUAUUACUCUCGCUAGUUAUAAUACUUUGUUCAUAGCUGGUUGUGAUUUCGACGUCACCUUGUUCAAGUAUGGUACGGGAGACAUGGUUGGUUCUUGUAUGAGUAGGUGUGCCGGCAAGAAGGCACCAACUGGAGGGCAUUGUAAUGGAAUAGGCUGCUGCCUCAUCCAGUUGCCGAGGGACCUGGCAGCCUUUCGGGCAAAACUUGUCAGCACUAAUACUACUGCAACACAAUCAGAUUGGUUGCACCCUGGCAUCAUGGCUUUAGUUUCAAGUGAUCCAGAUUAUUACAGUUAUAAUACAUCUGAUCUUUUCUCUAGUUGGACAAAUGAUAGCAUGAUUGAUGGCGCAGUGCUUAGAGUUGCCAUCAUGGACCAACAAAGCUGUGAAGGUGCACAACUGAAGAACGAAAGCUAUGCAUGCAGCCACGGUAGCAGUUGUCGGAAUUCCUCAUCCGGUGGUUACCAAUGUGUCUGCUCUAGUUAUGGACAAGGCAACCCUUACAUUUUAGAUGGAUGCAUGCAAGAUUAUAACCCAAAGCCCAAAGAACACUGUCCUGCAUCAUGUGGACCCAUUACUAUUCCCUUCCCCUUUGGGCUUGAAGAAGGAUGUUUUGCAAACGAAAAAUUUCAUCUUAAUUGUACCUCUGGCAAUCUCACAGUCUCUGUCUCAGAAGAUGCACAAUAUCAGGUGACCGGUAUCUCCGUGGAAGAUGGGACUCUGACUGUUAGCAAUAUGGUGAACGGAAGUAAUGAAAAAGAGGCAAUAUUAAUCCAGACUGAAGAUGGAUAUGGAGUGGACUCACCUAUGGAAGAUCAAUUUGAUUUCUCUGUGGAAUACAACAUUGUUAUAAAGUGGGCGGUUGCCAAUUUAACAUGUGAAACAGCUAUGCAAAAGGAUACUGAGUAUGCAUGUCGCAGUUCCCAGAGCUAUUGCCUAAACGUCACCCACGGAGAAAUAUUUAUGGGAUAUCGUUGUAAAUGUUCGUCAGGCUUUCAAGGAAAUCCGUACGUCAAUGCUGGCUGCACAGAGCCGUUUACAGCUAUUAUGUGCGGAUAACUGCAUUGAAGUAUUCGGGGAAGGAACCUGCCUUGCAAUGUCGAAGACAAUCUAUGCGUCGUAUAUAUCAUCAUUGAAGCCUGGUUCAGGGGCUACUGAGGGAGUCCUGGAUUACGGCGUCCUCGGGGAGCCGGCCUAUGUGCUAUGGUCCGGAAUAAUGGGCAGUGGAGAUGUGAGAUCGAAGACCUUCCUCCGUGUCCAGAUGGGACUCUCCUUUGCGUGGAUGGCAAGCUUGGCGUUUGGAUCAUGCACCUUCCUUUCUCUGUAAACCAACCUUGUACAACCCUAGG